AACUGUGGAGGGAAGUGUUAGAGCUUGCGUCAUAGAAGCGUUGUAAAUAAGUAUUUUGUUUAUUUUGGGAAUAACGGCCAGAAGUACAUGAAGUCAACUCAGAUUUUUUACACGUUAGACUUCGCAUAAAAUAACUUGGAGGUCGCAUUUUGUUUAAAGAAGUAUAAAGGAAAGUGAAAUAGACCAAAAUGCAGAGACGAGGUGGUAAGCGUAUAAGGAUGGAUGAUCCUCCACCGCCAGAAUACGAGUCACCGAUGACACCCAUGACCCCGAUGGACGGAAGUGGAUCAGAAAUCCAAGAACCGUAUACACCGUACACCCCGUACAGUAAUCAGCCAUCUACACCUCUUCACACGGGAGGUGAAGUGUACUCAGGCAAUGACCAGUAUGCAGGUGAGCCAUCAGGGAUGUAUCAUCAUCAGCAGCAGCAGCAACAGCAACAGCAACAACAACAACAACAGCAGCAGCAACAGCAGCAGCAACAGCAACAACUCUACUCACCAUCUGCACAGCAACAAACACAGUAUGAGGUCACUCAGCCACAACAGCAGCAGUCAGAACCUAGUUUUGAUCAGCAGUACGAGCAGCCAGCUACUCCACUUAACAUGAGAAUCCGUGUUACUCGUUCACGAGCACGUAGUGCAAAUGCUGCAGCAGCUGCUGCCGCUGCUGGUAUAACUCCAUCUACACCAGUUGCUCCUCCACCACCACCACCAAAGCGUGUGCUUGCAAGUGAAGAACCUAGGAGACGUCGACCUGGCCGCAAACCCAUUUCAGAAAUGCUGUCUGAAGAUGAAACUUGUCUCUAUUUUGUGGUCCGUCAGGGCAAGAUAUCACUCCAGGUGAUUGUGGAUGACUGGAUCGAGUCUUACAAGAGCAAUCGUGAUUCUGCCCUGCUUGCAUUAAUGCAAUUCUUCAUCAACGCUUCUGGUUGUAAGGGAAAGAUCACACCUUCCAUGCAGUCCUCAAUGGAACAUGCUGCUAUCAUCAGAAAGAUGACAGAGGAGUUUGAUGAAGAGAGUGGAGAAUAUCCACUCAUCAUGUCGGGGCAGACCUGGAAAAAAUUCAGAAACAAUUUCUGCGAAUUUGUGCAGAUACUUGUGAAGCAAUGUCAGUACUCCAUCAUUUAUGACCAAUACCUAAUGGACAAUGUAAUUUCACUACUGACAGGUUUGUCUGAUUCCCAAGUCCGUGCAUUCCGACAUACAGCCACAUUGGCAGCCAUGAAGUUGAUGACUGCACUUGUUGAUGUUGCUUUAACUGUAUCAAUAAAUCUUGACAAUACCCAACGCCAGUAUGAAUCAGAACGACAGAAGACUCGCGAUAAGCGUGCCAGUGAUCGGCUUGAAUCUCUUAUGGCAAAACGACAGGAACUUGAAGAAAACAUGGAUGAGAUAAAAAAUAUGCUUACUUACAUGUUUAAAUCUGUGUUUGUUCACAGAUACAGGGAUACUCUUCCUGAGAUUCGGGCAAUUUGCAUGGCAGAAAUAGGAGUUUGGAUGAAAAAGUUUCAUCAAAAUUUCCUUGAUGACUCAUAUCUGAAAUACAUUGGUUGGACGUUACAUGACAAAGUUGGAGAAGUUCGUUUGAAAUGUUUGCAGGCUCUGCAGCCACUGUAUGCCUCAGAAGAGUUGAAAGGAAAGUUGGAAUUGUUCACAAGCAAAUUCAAGGAUCGUAUUGUUGCAAUGACUUUGGACAAAGAGUAUGAUGUUGCGGUACAAGCUGUCAGGCUUGUUAUAAGCAUUUUAAAGCACCAUAGGGACAUACUAACAGAUAAGGAUUGUGAGCAUGUCUAUGAACUUGUGUAUUCAUCACACCGGGCUGUUGCACAAGCUGCUGGAGAAUUUUUGAAUGAGAGAUUGUUUGUCCCUGAUGAAGAAGCCGUCGCUGGAAUAAAGACAAAACGAGGAAAGAAACGACUGCCCAACACACCACUUAUCCGUGAUCUUGUACAGUUUUUUAUAGAAUCUGAGCUUCAUGAACAUGGUGCUUACUUGGUGGACUCUCUCAUUGAGUCUAAUGAGAUGAUGAAAGACUGGGAAUGUAUGACAGACCUUCUCCUGGAGGAACCAGGGCCAUCAGAAGAGGCUCUGGAUGAUCGGCAGGAGACGAGCUUAAUAGAAAUUAUGGUCUGCUGUAUUAGGCAAGCAGCUACUGGAGAGCCGCCUGUUGGCAGGGGUCCUACACGUAAGAUACUCUCAGCAAAGGAACUGAAACAGGUGCAGGAUGACAAAAUAAGGUUGACAGAGCAUUUUAUCCAAACACUGCCACAACUGCUUGAUAAAUACAGAGCUGAUCCAGAGAAAUUGGCAAAUCUACUAGCAAUCCCUCAGUAUUUUGAGCUUGACAUUUACACUACUUCACGCCAAGAGACGUACCUCGACUAUCUGCUGAAGAAGAUAAAGUCAAUUGUUGAAAAGCAUCAUGAUACAGAUGUGUUGGAAACAUGUUCAAAGACACUAGAAAUACUAUGCACCGAGGGAAAUGCAAUUUUUACUCGAUGUGAUGUUGCGCGUAGCACACUUAUUGACUCUAUUGUUCACAAAUACAAGGAAGCCAUAGAUGAAUGGCAUAGCCUCAUGCUUGGGAAUGAAGUACCAGAUGAAGAUGAGACAUUCAGUGUUGUCUACAGUUUGAAAAAAGUUGCCAUUUUCUACCAGUGUCACAAUAUGGGUCACUGGGGCGUUUGGGACCCUGUCUUCAGAGAUAUAAUUGAAGCACAGGGUGGCUCUAGCUUGAAGAGUUUACCGCAGGAGGCUAUUAAAUACUGCAUUUCUGCUGCAUUUUUUGGAAUACUGUGGGAUCUCCGCCACAUUGAGGAGCUGAUCGAAGGAGGUGCAAGUGGCAGUGAAGAAGUGGCUACCUUAAAGGGAAGGUUACAUAAUUUCAUGGACACCAUGAAGCAGCUUCUCCAGACAGCAGUGGUUCAAGCUUACAAAGAAGAGGCAUAUAUCACUGUGUGUGACCUUCUUGUGGUUUUCUGUAACCAAUUAGCAAGCAAUCAGGCAUUAACUGACCUCGUGUAUGAGCCAGACAGAGCCUUGCAGAGCAUGCUCAAUGACUUCAUUCAGCAGUAUGUGUUUAUUGUUGAAGAAGAUGGAAGCGUAGGGAUCCCAACUGAGCCCCAAGAUGAGCAUGAUGAACACCUAAAAAUUGAAGAACUCCACAAAAGACGAAAUUUUCUUGCGUCAUUCUGCAAGCUUAUAGUAUAUAAUAUAAUGCCCACAAAAGUUGCUGCUGAUGUAUUCAAACAUUAUGUCAAGUACUACAAUGAUUAUGGAGAUAUCAUCAAGGCUACCUUAGGAAAGGCUCGUGAAAUCAACAAGACCAAUUGUGCUCGGACCAUGGCCCUCAGUCUCACAAUGCUCUUCCGUGAUCUCCAGAGAGAUGGGAGUCGGAUUAAUAGACAAAUUGAAGAUUUCAUAAGUUUGAAGGAAUUAGCAAAGCGAUUUGCGCUAUCUUUUGGACUGGAUGCUGUGAAGAACCGUGAAGCAAUAACAGCACUUCAUCGUGAGGGUAUAUUGUUUGCAGUUGAUCCACUGGAAAAUAUUGAAGACCCUACAGGCCCCCCUCCCAACCUACCAUUCCUUGAGAUACUCACUGAAUUUACGAAUAAACUACUGAAACAGGAUAAACGUGUUGUAUUGAAUUUCCUGGAUCGACGGAUUGCUGCUGGGAUGCCCUCUAGCAGGGGCGAAGAUUGGCAGCCGUUACUUAUGUACAGGAACAGUUUAGUUCAUGGAGAAACUGACCAGCCUCCAGUUACCUCUAAACGAGCAUACGGUAGGAAGAAGAAAGAAGUUGAAGAAGAGGAAGCGAUGGAUGGAGAUGGUGAAGAGGUCACAUCAGAUCAGGAGUUCAAUGUUGGGUUUUGAUCACCCGUUGGAUGUACUACCAUUUUCAUGGGUGUUGUGUCCACUGUAACAGUGGUGAUGUGUUACAGUUAUUGGGUGAAGGCAAUUGCAGGAAUCCUGCCUGACUUCAGUCCAUUUUCAAAUAGUGGUUGUAGAUGGUACGAUACACCAUUCUACAACUGGACGGUACCCAGCACAGCUGGUAAUCAAGCAAAACAAGUUGUGUGCCUACAUCUUCUGCCAUUGAAGAUCAACUUUACGUGACAACUGUGAUUUUUAGAAGUUAAUCAUAGUAUUUGUAUAGUUUGGACCAAGUCCACAUGUUUCAUUUCUGAUCUUUUGUUGUAAAAAAAUGCUACAUCGACGAGACUAGGAAACACACUUCAGGAACUGGUGCUGAACAUACGUGUGAAAUCAAGUUUUAGGAGAGUGCAUUUAUUUUCAUUCCAUUUAUCCUCCGAAAGUGUUUAAAAGUUCCUCUUGCUAGCUUGUGUAAUUGUUCUGUUGCUCUAUAGCUGUAUGUGGAGAAAUAUUUCAUUUGACUAAAUUGCAGACAUAAAUAUACUGCAAUUUCAGGCCAUUUUGUAUUCGAAAAUUGCUACCUUCAUGUCGGAUACAGUAACAUAUGGUGCCAGUUCUUUGAAACUAGAAAUGUAUCAAUAGUGAGAUCUGUGCCCUCUCUUCUAUAGUGAUAUAAGACUGAGAGAAAAGCAUGUGAAAUAAAUUUUGUACAUGUUUGAUAUUCUGUGAGUUUGUGUAUUUUAUGUAAAAAAAAGCUGGCUCAGGCUCAGUUGUUUGCUUGCACUUCCAGGAUAGUGUAUAUUUGGAUAUUUUUGUUUGUAAUUUGUCUUACCUAAAGCUUUUGAGUUGUUUGUUUUGAAUGUGAUGUUACUGCGGUGAUCAUGUGCUAUGUUGUAUAUACUUACUUGCACUGUUCUGAAGAGACUGUGACAAGUAGAGGAAGAAAUCAAGUAAGAAUAUUGGAAUGUAUUUUGUUGGGACUAGGUGGAUAUUACGUUUGAAUUAUCAGCAAAUUUCCAAAUACUAGGGACCACUGACACUAUUGUCGGUACUCUACAGCUAUUUCAACAAAAACUGAUUUGAAAUAGAUUGAAAAUUUUUCUUUCUUGAAGAAGAAAUUAGGAGGAAUAAUUUUGACUGAAAAUUUGUAAACUGCACGUUUUACGUCGCAUUAUAAAAUUUAACAGUAUUAGCUGGAAGUAUGUAUUUUAAUGCACAAGAUUUUGUUAGUGUACAAAAAUUGUAAACACUUUUUAUUUGACAGUGAUUCAAACGACAUAAAUAAGUUCCUCUGUUCUCGUGUGGCAAAUAAUAUUUGUAUUUCCUCAUAUUGUAGAAAGGAAAAAGAACUUGAUUUUUUUGUGUCACUGGUGGUGAGCAACUUGUAAGCUACAGGAUAAUUUCUUUAUAAUGUACGGUUUGUGUGUAACAUACAAUGUUUGUGUGAAAUUUUGUGUGAAAAUGAGAGAGGUUAACUGAAUUUUUUAUUUUGUUUAUAAUGUUCAUGCUAAGUGUAUCAUGCCUAGCUUUAUUUCCAGACUUACAGAAAUUUUUUGGUAUUAUUCUGAUGAGAAAUAUAUGUGACCAUUUUUUGCCAGCCCCAACAAAAGUGUGUGGUUCCACUGUUUACAUGAAAGUUAUAAGUAAGUCUGUUCAUUAUAUAAUGGGAGUUUCGUUGUUAAGAAGUAUUAUUGGUUUGGAUUGGAAAUUUUGAUUGCAGUGUUCAGUGUAGAUUGUAACUGUGUUAAUUUUUUACACCUCACAGUUUCAGCUGUUAGCAUUGUCAGAUCUGUUGAAAUGAAACAAAACUUAUUACAAUACAGUAUGAAAUAUUAACUACAAUAUUUCAAGCCACCUAAUGUAAACCCUGAAAUUCAAAGGGCCUUGUAAUUGUAUCAUGCCUAAGCUGCAAAUGUAGCUGUGGCAGUUUAGCGAGUAGAGAAGUAGAGUCCAGGCUGGAGGAAGGGGAAGGGUGGGGAAUUUUCCUCAUUAGAUUCCCUACAGGGUGGCCCCAGGUCUACUAUCAGAAUGAGUAUCGGGGAUCUUUCCCAGGGAUAAAAGUUGUGUGGGGGCAAGGGACCUACCACCCCUCACACUCCUAGUGACUCAGCAGAUGGAAGGGCUGCACACUACCUGCAUUCAGGUGAUAGUCCAGUCAUGGUCUCACAGCCCAGGCUUUACUUACAACGUGCAGGUACCUAUAGAAAAGUACAUGUUUUAUUCGCAUGUAAUCAUGCAUUGUAACAGUACAUUUUGUUCAAUUUUAACAACUCUAAUGAUGGUGAUUGGCUGAAACUAAUUGGUAGUGAAGUGUAAAAUAAUAAAUAAAUAAAACCACAACAAUAAUGUGCCCAA
Molecule: messenger RNA, 6230 nt
Organism: Schistocerca americana (American grasshopper)
Lineage: Eukaryota; Metazoa; Arthropoda; Insecta; Orthoptera; Acrididae
Gene: SA1
Product: cohesin subunit SA-1
Exons: 23
Coding region: 189-3875 (1228 amino acids)
Biological process (GO): sister chromatid cohesion
Cellular component (GO): chromatin; cohesin complex; nucleus
Molecular function (GO): chromatin binding
Source: RefSeq, a predicted model, not a curated record